AUGUCAGCGGAGCACGCAGGGUACCUUCAGAAGACUGGUGGGAGAUUUUACAAGAAAAACCAGACCCGCUAUUUCGAGCUCCGCGGCCCUAACUUAUACUACUGGAAGCGCCGUCCCUCAACGCAUGACUCGCCUCCAAUGGGCAGCAUCAACCUCGCCGAUGCCCGGCUCAUUGAAGAUGCGAAGGACCCUAGAUCAUGGACAAUCGAUGGGGCAAAUAUCCCCAAAACGUUCACGCUAAUUGCCUGCUCGGAGGGUCAGAAGAAGGAGUGGAUAGAGAAGAUGUCAAAUGUAAGCCUGGCGAAUCAAGAGCGACUCAAGUCGGCAACUCACAGCAGUGAUGAGGAUGAGGCAAUUACUUUGUAUUCCGGGCGGAGCCGCAAAGUAUCUCUGGAUGACUUUGAGCUGGAUGCUACUAUCGGAGCUGGUUCCUUUAGUAACGUGUUUGUGGCCCGCGAGAAAAGCACUGGCAAAGUGUAUGCAAUAAAAGAAAUGAGGAAAGAGCUCAUUCAACAACAAAAAAUGGCUGGAAAUAUAGCUGCAGAGAAACAUAUUCUUCAGACGAUCAGUCACCCUUUUAUUGUAUCACUCCAUUACGCCUUUCAGACGAAGAAAUGUUUGUACCUUGUGCUUGACUUUCUACCUGGCGGAGAGCUAUUCUUUCACCUUGCCAAGGAGAAAGUGUUUGACGAGUACAGGGCCAAGUUGUACUGUGGGGAGAUAGCUCUGGCGAUUGGCUACCUACACAGUCUUGACAUCGUCUUUCGUGAUCUUAAGCCGGAAAACAUUGUGCUGGACAAAGACGGUCAUGCAUGCCUCACAGACUUUGGAUUGGCAAAGAUGAAUGUCAGCAGUGCCAACAAUUUCACGUUCUGUGGCACCUCCGAAUACAUAGCUCCUGAGUUUCUCCUGGGACAACCGCAUGGGCGGGCGGUGGAUUGGUGGGCGCUGGGUAUUCUACUCUAUGAGAUGAUAGAGGGCAUUCCACCCUUUUUCAGUGAAAAUUCCAACGAUAUGUAUGAGGAGAUUCUCAAGGGCGACCUAAAGUUUGGUACCGACGGUGACAACGAAAGUGGUCUGCCUGCGAUUUCGGAAAAUGCAAAGGCCCUCCUCCGCAGGCUUUUGGAUCGUAACCCCGAUUCACGUCUGCAGGAUUUGGAGGAGUUCAAGAAACAACCCUUCUUUGAUGACAUUGAUUGGGAGAAGCUCAGCCGACGGGAAAUUGAGCCGCCAUUCCGCCCUAGCAGUAACAUCUUUUGCAACUUUGACGAAGACUUUACGUCUAAGAAGCCUCGGGCGCUUUGUCAAGAGGAGGAUGGAGGGGAACCGACCAACAUUGCCGGUUUCACGUUUGAUGGGAAAUUGGGGACCGCUUAG
Messenger RNA from Trypanosoma conorhini, 1377 nucleotides. RefSeq names its product rac serine-threonine kinase-like protein. Gene Ontology annotation, biological process: protein phosphorylation. The record is from RefSeq and is a predicted model, not a curated record. Bases 1 to 1377 code for a protein of 458 amino acids. The transcript has a single exon. Gene Ontology annotation, molecular function: ATP binding; protein serine/threonine kinase activity. NCBI's taxonomy places the organism in Eukaryota, Euglenozoa, Kinetoplastea, Trypanosomatida, Trypanosomatidae.